AUGUUAAUGCACCCUGCUCAACCAAUCACGAUAUAUGACGUAGCGGAACUAAUUGGUAAAGCAUUCCCGCAGGCCUUUACGCCUUUAAAUAUUCAAAAGGGAUUCAAAGUAGCAGGUCUUUAUCCUUUUGACGAAAACAUUUUCCAAGACCACGAGUUCUUAGCCAGUUAUGUAACAGACCGUCCGUUAAUUGAGAAAUCUAAUUCCAGUAGUGAUGCAUUACCAUCCGCAAGUGCGGAUGGAUUACCAUCUACAAGUUCAGAUACAUUCUUAGUUUCCUGUACUUCAUCGGAACAAGAUCAGUCAGUCAUCACCCCUGAGACAUUGCGCCCAUUCCCUAAAGCACCUAUGCGAAAGAGAACUGGUGGUCGUCCAAAAGGCAAGUCGCGUAUUCUUACGGAUACACCAGAAAAAGAGGAAUUAGAACGAAAACGCGAUUUGAAGACUAUUAAAAAUGUUACCAAAAAUUUAUCAAAGAAAGAUCAGAAAGUUAAAGUCACGGUGAAAAAAAGAGCACUUGAUUCCUCCGAAAGUGAGUCAAUUCCUUCAUUAUCUUCUGGAGAGCAUGAAACUUGGGAGGACAUUAUCUCUGAAGAUAGAGAAUGGCUAGAAAUUGGUACUUUGCAACAGUUAAAUGAAGACUAUCAAUUUGAUAGAGGUGAUUUUGUACUGGUAAAAGUAUCAGGGAAAAAAACAAUAAAAUACUAUGUUGGUGAGAUCAUAAGCAUAGGCGAUGAAAAUGAACUUAGGUACCUGCGGCGAGUUAACAACACCGAUAAAUUUGUGAAUGAUUCUGCAGAGACAUACGACUUUUGUCCUACCGACUUAGUUUGUAAGCUACCGCAACCGAAAACCCUAAAAGGGACUGCUCGACAUAGCUCACUAUUAUAUUUUGAAGUUAAUUUUGACAAUUAUAAUGUUAGUUAA
Molecule: messenger RNA, 927 nt
Organism: Acanthoscelides obtectus
Lineage: Eukaryota; Metazoa; Arthropoda; Insecta; Coleoptera; Chrysomelidae
Source: the annotation of a GenBank genome assembly